AUGUGGCCACAAACUAGCGUCAAGCCUCUAAACGCGACCAUUUCGGAAGAUGAUCUAGCAAAAUCGACCGCGGAAUCCUGUACACCGAUAGCAAUUGUGGGAAUUGGCUUCCGGGGACCAGGGGAUGCCAAAAAUGUCGAGAAACUGUGGGAAAUGAUUCUCACAGGUAAAGAGGCAUGGAGCGCAAUACCAGCUAAGAGGUGGAACAGUGCAGCAUUCCAUCACCCAGAUCAUGCCCGCCAUGGAACGAUUAACGUGAAAGGGGGCCACUUCCUGGAAGAGGAUAUAUCUGUUUUUGACGCGCCGUUUUUUAACAUGACAAGUGACGAGGCUGCGGCCAUGGAUCCUCAGCAGAGAUUGCUGUUGGAGGUAGCAUAUGAAGGUCUUGAGAAUGCUGGCAUUCCUCUGGCCAAAAUCAUGGGCACAAAGACAUCCUGCUUCGUAGGGUCUUUUUCUGCAGACUAUACGGAUCUCCUACUUCGGGAUCCCGAGUGUGUGCCCAUGUAUCAGUGCACAAACUCCGGACAAUCUCGUGCAAUGACGGCAAACAGGUUGUCUUACUUCUUUGAUUUGAAAGGGCCCAGUGUCACGGUAGACACGGCUUGUUCGGGAAGCCUUGUGGCACUUCAUUUGGCAUGCCAAAGUCUCCAGACAGGGGACUCGUCAACAGCGAUUGCGGCGGGAGUUAAUUUGAUCUUGAGUCAUGAAUUUAUGUCAACCAUGAGCAUGAUGAAGUUUCUUUCCUCAGAUGGGAGAUGUCAUACCUUUGAUAAAAAGGCUAAUGGGUACGCGCGAGGCGAGGCAGCUGGCUGUCUCAUUCUUAAACCACUAGCCAAGGCGUUACACGACCACGACAAGAUCCGGGCCGUGAUACGAGGCACAGGUUCCAACCAGGACGGGCGCACUGCAGGAAUAACAUUACCUAAUGGGGCAGCCCAAGAAAGCUUGAUACGAAGCGUCUAUGCACGGGCUGAUCUGGAUCCAUCGGAAACCGAUUUUGUGGAGGCUCAUGGGACAGGAACACUGGCUGGAGACCCAGUGGAGACAGGGGCAAUUGCUCGUGUCUUUGGAACUGGUCGUCCGCCUGACAAUCCUGUGCGAAUUGGCUCCAUUAAAACCAACGUCGGCCACUUGGAAGGCGCGAGCGGUGUGGCGGGUGUGAUCAAGGCAGUGCUGAUGUUGGAAAACCGCAUGUUCUUGCCAAACAGGAAUUUUGAAAGAGUUAACCCGCGUAUCCCAGUCGAUGAUUGGAAACUAAAGGUUCAAUUGCGCCCUGAACCAUGGGAGACCACAGGACCUCGUCGCGUUUCUGUCAACAGCUUCGGAUACGGUGGAAGCAAUGCCCACGUUAUUGUCGAAGAUGCCCAAGGCUGCCUAUCUGGUUGGGAACUCCACGAAGAUGACAGAAUCCUGUCCCCCACGACCGAAAAUCAUGAGAAUACAGUUCCUAGUUCACCGCUUGGUUUAUCUCGCAUAUUCAUGGUCUCCGGUUUCGAUGAAAGAACCUGCGCGCAACAGCUGCAGACUCUGAGCAAUCAUAUUCUCAAAACGAGACUAAACCUUGAUCCUGAGAAGUUUAUAGACGAUCUUGCGUUCACAAUCAACGAGCGGCGCUCUGUCUUUCCGUGGAAGGCAGCCGUUGUCGGAGAUACGGUGCCGAGUUUGGCAGCCACGCUCUCUCAGAACGUCAAAUAUAGGAGCGCCAUUCAGAAGCCAAAGCUUGGGUUUGUAUUUACUGGCCAAGGUGCGCAGUGGGUUGGGAUGGGAAAGGAGCUGCUCCAAGCCUAUCCUGUCUUCAAAACGUCAAUUGUGGGCAUCGACAGAUUUCUGAAUGACAUCGGAGCUUCGUUUACAGUGCAAGAAGAGAUCACAAAGUGCCCCCAGGACUCCGAUUUGAACCAUCCAAGUCUCAGCCAGACAGUGUGCACAGCCUUGCAGAUCGCGCUGGUCGACUUGCUGGAAUCGUGGAAUAUACAGCCAGACUCCGUAACAGGACAUUCUAGUGGGGAAAUUGCCGCUGCAUAUGCUACUGGUGCACUCAGCAUGUAUGAUGCAAUGUCAGUGGCAUACUACAGAGGGGUUGUCGCAAGCCAGCUUCUGCAUGACCAACCGAAUAGAGGUGCCAUGAUGGCAGUUGGGAUGUCUGCCGAAGAGGUACAGCCCUACCUGGACGGAUUUCAGCCCAGACAGCUGGUGGUAGCAUGUGUCAACAGUCCAUCGAGUGUGACAAUAUCAGGUGAUAUAGUUGAGAUUGAUGCACUCGCCCAAACCUUGAAAGAACAACAGGUCUUUAGUCGACGCCUUGAAGUGGGCGUCGCUUAUCACUCCCCUCAUAUAGAACAGGUUGCCGAGAAAUAUCACAGCUUGAUAGACCAUAUCCAGCCCCGAGGACUGGAUCAGACAGCGACAGACAAGAGAGAAAAACGGGCAUCGUUCUUUUCCUCGGUCAUUGGAACGAUGGUUGCAUUGAAAGAAUUAGAUGCUCAGUACUGGGUGUCAAAUUUGGUCGGACAAGUGAAAUUUGCCAAGUCGCUGAGGACUUUGUGUUUCGAGACAAAUGGUCAGCGUGCUGGGCAUACUGGGGCUUCCAGAAUACGAAGGGCCGGUGCAGCCCAAAAGCCUUCUGUGGAUUGUCUUAUCGAGAUUGGUCCUCAUGCGGCACUUUCUGGGCCCAUCAAGCAAGUUCUCAAGGCCGAUGCGAAACUCAAUGCUGCCGAAAUAGCCUACAUUAGCAUUUUGACGCGGAAGACCAACGCAGUCACCACAGCACUCGGUGCAGUCGCCACACUAGCAUCACUCAACUACCCCAUUGACUUUGGUGCAAUCAAUAGACCUAUGGGGGCCAAGAAAAGUAGCACACCGCAGCUACUGGUUGAUCUUCCAACAUAUGCCUGGAAUCACACCAGGUCAUAUUGGGCAGAGCCACGACUAAGCAAGAUGUAUCGGAACCGAAGCUCGCCGCGGAUGGAUUUACUUGGUGCACCAGACAACAUGGCAUGUCCAUUCGAGCCUCGCUGGAGAAAUUAUCUUCGAACCUCGGAGCUCCCUUGGCUUCUUGAUCACAUCAUUCAGGGGAAUAUUGUUUUCCCUGCCGCAGGGUAUCUGGUCAUGGCAAUCGAAGCAUCGAUACAGUUGAACAAAGAUGAAGAAAAGAUUGCUAGAUACGUCCUGCGAGAUGUCGCAAUACAAUCAGCUCUGGUACUCAACGAAACUUCUGCCGUCGAGGUUAUGGUAUCUCUUCGAAAGUCGACACAAGACCAAGAACAUUUGUACAAUUUCCAUAUAUACUCCGUCUCAGAGGAGAAUAGGUGGAUUGAGCAUUGCACGGGUUUGGUCGGGACGCAGAAAAGCAUUGGUGUUUCAGGCGACGGGGUCGAGGAAACUGAUGGUUAUGCGACGGUCCCGUUGGGGACCGAAGUCCAUGGAGUCUCGGUUAUUGACGUGGGUGAUUUUUAUGAAAAGCUUCGAAGUUCCGGUCUGGAAUAUGGACCAUGCUUUGCGAAUAUGACAAAAGCGCGUGUCACCCAAGCCGGGGCGUGCUUUGCAGAAGUCACUGUACCAGAUACACUAUCCGUGAUGCCUGGAUCAUUUCAGCAUGAGCUUUUGGUCCAUCCAUGCAUUCUGGAUAGUAUAUUUCAAACAAUUUUUGCUGCUUUACCUCCAGGUAUGGGGAUAGAGCAAGGACCUGCAAUCCCAGUCUCAAUUGAAGAGAUGGUUGUAUCAUCCAGUCUCAGCUGUUCCGCAGGAGAGCUCAUGAGCAUAUGUACUCAUGUGCGCCCGAUGCCAAACAAGGACGUCACCGCAUGCAUAGUCGCGAUAAAUUGCAACGAGAAGCAAUUCGAAACCGAGCUGACUAUUUCACUUCGCGGCCUACGAUGUGCGCGGCUCGAGCGUCAUGAACCGGCAUCGCAGACAAAAGACAGCCGCAUAAUUUAUCAGAUUGACUGGAAACCCGAUCCGAGCUUUCUUUUCAGCAGUAAUGUAUCGUUUUUAUUUGACAAGAAGGGUGCUGUUCAAGAGCCCACCCCCAAAAAAGAGUACGAAGAGAGUGCAGCCGGCUUCAUCAGAGCUGCGUUGGAGGAAGUCAGCACAACAGAGGCAAUGGGACUUGACGCUUCUCACCGCCGAUUUCGGUGUUAUCUCCAAGAUGUGCUCGAAAGACAUGAUGAUAAACCCUCAAUAUCAUUAUCCCACUUGGAAAAUAUCGAUUCUAUCCCGAUGGGAAGGCUCCUGCCGGUCAUUGGCCAGAACCUUGUGGCUAUUAUUCGAAAUCAAGUUGACUUUUCCACCGUCAUCAAAGACAAUCGUCUAUUGGAUGAGUUCUGGGAUAUAUUCUCAGAGGACGCCUCGUACCAAGCAGCUGCAAAAUACGUCAAUUUGAUUGGCCAUGGGAAACCAGAUAUAUCCAUCCUUGAAUUUGGCGUUGGUAUAGGCCAGAUUGCGGAGAUAUUUCUGAACCAUCUUGUGACGCUUAACGAGACAGCUUAUUGCGGGAAAUAUACAUUUGCCCACGAAAGCGCUUCUGUGCUUGAGCAUACCUCGAAGCGGCUGGAGACGUGGUCAGAAUGGGUUGAGUGCAAGCCCCUGGAUCUUGGCAAGGAUUUCCCCAAACAAGGACUUGAAAAAAGUUCCUUUGACAUUAUAAUCCUGCCUCAUGGAUUGUGUACUGCACGCUGUGAACAAGAUGCACUUACCAAAAUCCAUGAUCUUUUGAGGCCGUCUGGCUAUUUGAUUGCAAUUAAUCCCUUUGACCCAAAGAAGAAUGUGCUGAAAAAUCUCAUGUUCGGUGCCUUGCACUGCUUGUCCGCAGACGAAUUUUGUUUGGGCCAGGGUAGUUGGACAGCAAGUCAAUGGGACGAGGUCCUGCAAGAUGCGCAUUUCACCUCGGUUGAUGCAUAUGGGAAGCAAGGCUCCGAGAAGAGCCAUCAAUUUAUCGUGGCCAGAAAACGAAAAAACUCCAAGUCGGCCAGAAAGGUUUCUAUCAUUUGCGAGAACAAAACCGAAGUUGUCAGGCAUCUAGUCACUAAGCUCGAGAAGACCUCAUGUGAGGUGAAUGUGACGCACAUCGAUAAUGUGGGUUGCAAGGAUCAGAUUUGUUUGGUCUUGGAUACUUCAAAGUCCCCCUUGUUGGCCGCUCCCAAUGAAAUCACAUUCAGCAAGAUAAAAGCAAUGUUUACGCAGAGUGAAGGAGUCCUCUGGAUUACAAGGGGAGGGACAAUUGAGCCCGUCAACCCAAACGCGGCCUUGGCUGUUGGAUUUGCAAGAACAGCGCGUGCCGAAUCGGGAGUCAAUUCGAUUGUCACCCUUGACCUGGAUGCUCAAAAUUCUCUCUCAGAAGCUGAAGCUGCCGAGAUGAUCGCAAAAGUUCUGGUUAACCGAUUUCUCCGUGAAAAUCCAGAUGAAGACACGGAAUAUGCGGAGAGAAAUGGGCAAAUACUGGUCCCACGAGUACUAGAGAAUUCGAAGGCAAAUACCGCCAUGAACAGCAUUAAUGAUAUUGAGGCUGUAUCCGAGCAGCCUUUCCAUCAGCUUCAGCAACCUCUCCGUCUGUCCAGGAAAUUUGAUAUCCCCGGUUUUGUUAGUGAUUCGCAGAUGACUGAACUCCCAGUUGGUUAUAUCGGAAUCAAAGUACACUACUUUGGCUUGAAUAAAUGGGAUAUUCAGUCAGAGCUCCUUAAUUGGGAAAAAGACGACACCCUCGGUCUGGAGUGCAGCGGCAUAGUAUACAAGGUCGGCACCGGGGUCCAUGGCAUCACUGUAGGCGACCGGGUUGCGUGUCUUGGAGCCGGGACAGCGAGAAGCUUCUAUCACGAUCGGGCAUCGGCUUUCCAGAGGGUCAACGAUGAAAUGUCAUUACAGCUGGCUUCAGCUUUGCCUCUAGCAUAUACUAUUGCUUAUUAUGUUGUGAAUCACCUGUCAAUGAUUGAGUUGAAUGAUGUCGUUCUCGUCCAUGACACCGGAAGUCAUUUCGGCCAAGCACUUUUGGAAUUGUACUUGCUGAGGGAAGCCCGGAUUUUUGCGACAGUGCAGAGCCCCGACGAAAAGGACUUGCUGAGCUCGAGGUUCGGCAUACCCGGGGAGCAUGUCUUCAUAAGCGGGAAGGAUGAUGUAGCCAAGGGUAUGUUGCGGUUGACUGAUGGAAAGAAGGCAAACGUAGUAGUGGCAUUCGAGACUUCAGAGGACAAAAUUCUCCAGAACUGCACUGCGCCAUUUGGUCGGUUUAUUCAACUUCGAACAAACAACGUCAAGAAUCGACUGUUAUCAUGUCCCCAGAACAUGACCCUGUCUACAGUCAACAUAUUUGAGCUCCAGAAGGAGAGGACGGACCUUGCCAACCAGAUAUGGCCGAAGGUCUUUCGCUUGUUCCACGAUGGACUACUCAAAGGGCCUGGCUUUACCGAUGUAUAUCAUGUUUCACAUAUUCAAGAGGCAAUGAUGGCAAUUCAAAGCCGGCAACAUGUUGUAGUUCAUGUGAAAGAGAGUGAUCUGGUGAAGGCCACGCUAUCAAAGGCUACGCAGCCAUUGUUCUGCGAAAAAGCCUCCUACAUGCUGGUCGGUGGGCUUGGUGGGAUUGGGAGGGAGGUUGCCUUGUGGAUGGUGCAAAACGGAGCGAAGAGCCUAAUUUUCGUCAAUAGAAGCGGCCUUUCAAAGUAUCAGUCUCAGGCGACAGUGAGAAACCUGGUGGAACAAGGUAUCCAGGUAACCGCCCGAGCUUGUGACAUAUCCGACGAGACCGAAGUCCAGCGAAUGCUUCAUGAUCUCUCUUACUGCGCGCCUCCAAUACGGGGGCUAAUCCAGGCAGCCAUGGUUCUCAAAGACGUUCAUAUUGAAAACAUGGAGUUGGACGAGUAUCGGGAUGUUAUGGGCCCUAAGUAUUAUGGCACCUGGAACUUGCAUCGACACCUCCCCACGGACCUUGACUUCUUCCUGAUGUUAUCAUCCAUCAGCGGCGUUAUUGGGAAUGCCACCCAGGCUGCCUAUGCCGCCGGAUGCACUUUCAUGGAUGCAUUCGCCGCUUAUCGAAGAAGUCUAGGUCUUCCGGCAGUGUCUUUAGAUCUCGGAACGAUCACAGAUGUGGGUCAUUUAGCUGAAAACAAGGACCUAGCGACAAAGAUGGAACGACAAGGAUUCCAGGGCACUGAUACACCAACUCUUUUAUCCUUGAUACAAGUUGCAAUAGCCCAGUCGACGAGCGGAGGAGCACAACUUGUGACUGGUCUAGGCCAAUGGAAAGAAACGGAAUCACUUGGGAACUUUGACGCUCCUUUGUUCGCCCAUUUCCGUUACAAGUUCCAGGGUCAUGGCAAACCUACUGGGCUCAGCGACUCGAUGGAAGGAUUGAAGGUUGAACUUGGUGCUGCAAAAACGGUGGAUCAAGCCACCGUUAUAAUCUGCGAUGCUCUCAGCAGAAAGAUAGCCUCCCACCUGUCUAUCCCAGUUGAAAAUAUCAACCCUUCUAAUCCGGUCUCCGAGUAUGGAGUUGACUCCCAUGUGGCUGUGGAGCUACGCAACUGGGUAUCAAGAUCCAUGGAUUGCACUGUUCCCAUUCUGGAAAUUCUAGCAAGGUCUAUGUCGGAGUUGUCUCAUAAAAUUGCCAGCCAAAGAUUCGAGGGCAAUUCGGAGUGA
Messenger RNA from Penicillium samsonianum, 7626 nucleotides. RefSeq names its product putative polyketide synthase. The record is from RefSeq and is a predicted model, not a curated record. Gene Ontology annotation, biological process: secondary metabolite biosynthetic process; fatty acid biosynthetic process. Gene Ontology annotation, molecular function: phosphopantetheine binding; oxidoreductase activity; fatty acid synthase activity. Bases 1 to 7626 code for a protein of 2541 amino acids. Lineage: Eukaryota; Fungi; Ascomycota; Eurotiomycetes; Eurotiales; Aspergillaceae. The transcript has 8 exons.